Messenger RNA from Durio zibethinus, 1058 nucleotides. Its product is annotated as large ribosomal subunit protein eL24-like. Gene Ontology annotation, biological process: cytoplasmic translation. Gene Ontology annotation, cellular component: cytosolic large ribosomal subunit. The record is from RefSeq and is a predicted model, not a curated record. Lineage: Eukaryota; Viridiplantae; Streptophyta; Magnoliopsida; Malvales; Malvaceae. Gene Ontology annotation, molecular function: structural constituent of ribosome; mRNA binding.
CGGGUACAUGAGGGGUCUUUUGAACCGUGCUUCAUACCUUGUUGUUACUUCUAGUUUUCUUGUCAAUGACUUUUGUAUUAUGUUUUAGCUUAGCUUGAUUGAAUGGAUAUAUCUUUGUGAACAUUGAGUAAAAAUGAUUAAUUUUGUAAUUGGUAAAAUCCUUUGUGAACACAGAGUAAAAGCGAUUAAUAUUGUAAUUGGUAAAAUUUGGCAUUGCAGGACUGAAUUAUGCCGCUUCAGUGGUUCCAAGGUAUACCCUGGUAAAGGUAUCAGAUUUCUUCGUUCAGAUUCUCAGGUCUUCCUCUUUGCCAACUCUAAAUGCAAGAGGUACUUCCACAACCGUCUAAAGCCAUCUAAGCUUACAUGGACAGCAAUGUACCGAAAGCAGCAUAAGAAGGACAUUGCUGCAGAAGCAGUUAAGAAGAGGCACCGCACCACAAAAAAGCCCUACUCAAGGUCCAUUGUUGGUGCUACACUGGAGGUCAUUCAAAAGAGAAGAACUGAGAAACCUGAAGUUCGAGAUGCAGCACGGGAAGCUGCUUUACGUGAAAUUAUAGAGAGGAUUAAGAAAACUAAGGAUGAAAAGAAGGCUAAAAAGGCUGAGCUAAUGUCAAAGCAACAAAAGACUCAAAGUAAGGGUAAUUUGCCCAAGAGUGCUGCAACAAAAGGCCCCAAGCUUGGAGGUUGUGGUGGAAAGCGCUGAAACUUUUAUUCUUGGUGUAAUAGAAGUUCUCAGCGGUUUUGUAUUAUGUGAUCUUGAAAUUUUCUGCCCUGGAUAUUUUAUCAGCUUGCACUGAGCAAAUUUAUUCUUUCAUGGUUUACUGUUUGGUGGUUUCAAAUGGAGAAAUGAAAGGUAUCGUGGAUUCAUUUGGAUCUUCGUUUUUUCUGGAUUUUCUUUAAUGUACCAAGAAUUGAUUUGGUUACAAAAGGUGGCAUUUUUUAGAAAGCUGGAAAAAUAUUUUUUUCUUCAAUCAUGCUUUUUGUAUGGUCCCUGAGCGCAAGGAAUGCCGUGCUAUAGCAUUGCCAAGAAUCUUCAAAUCAUACACGAUAUAUGCAAC